AUGCAGGAACAACCAGAUCUCAAUCUACCGAUGUAUGAGACUGAUUCAAUCACCUUAAUAAAUGAAUUAAAAUCUCCGAGAUUUAUCAAGACUCAUUUACCCUACAAGCUCCUGCCAAAAAAACUUAGAGAUCACAGUACCAAAGCAAAAUUGUAUAAAGUCAGUUUAGCUAGAGAAAAAUUAUGUACUUGGAUAUGCAAUGUAAGAGUAUUUGUUACGGGUAAUGUUAACAUUUUUAUAAAGUCAACAUAUGCAGAUGAUGGUGGCGAAGGGUACAAAAGUCCAUAUUUUGAUCAUAUUAUUGGCUACUGGGAACAAAGAAACGAUCCGCAGAUACUGCUUUUGAAGUACGAAGACAUGAAACAGGACUUAUGUAAACAAAUUCGUCGAACGGCUCAGUUUUUAGGUAAAGAAUUGACUGACGACCAGGUGUUGGUUUUGGAAGACCAUUUAAGUUUCAAAAGUAUGAAAAACAACAAAGCUGUCAAUUUUGAGCCAAUUGUUGAGUUCUAUAAAACCGACCUCAAUUAUUUAGUUGACGUUAAAGGCAGUUUUAUUAGGAGUGGAAUGGUGGGCGAAGGAAAACAAAAAAUGUCACCAGAGUUUAUAAAAGUUUUUGAUGAAUUAGAGGAGAAAAUAUGCUUAGCGAAAAUUGGAUUAAAGUUUUAA
Messenger RNA from Aphis gossypii (cotton aphid), 669 nucleotides. RefSeq names its product luciferin sulfotransferase-like. Bases 1 to 669 code for a protein of 222 amino acids. Gene Ontology annotation, molecular function: sulfotransferase activity. Gene Ontology annotation, cellular component: cytoplasm. Gene Ontology annotation, biological process: sulfation. The record is from RefSeq and is a predicted model, not a curated record. NCBI's taxonomy places the organism in Eukaryota, Metazoa, Arthropoda, Insecta, Hemiptera, Aphididae. The transcript has 4 exons.